Hemicordylus capensis (graceful crag lizard) is the source of this 4140-nucleotide messenger RNA. It is a transcript of the gene TBX3, whose product is annotated as T-box transcription factor 3. Gene Ontology annotation, biological process: cell fate specification; regulation of transcription by RNA polymerase II; central nervous system development. The record is from RefSeq and is a predicted model, not a curated record. The transcript has 7 exons. Gene Ontology annotation, cellular component: nucleus. NCBI's taxonomy places the organism in Eukaryota, Metazoa, Chordata, Lepidosauria, Squamata, Cordylidae. Gene Ontology annotation, molecular function: DNA-binding transcription factor activity, RNA polymerase II-specific; RNA polymerase II cis-regulatory region sequence-specific DNA binding. Bases 461 to 2656 code for a protein of 731 amino acids.
UUUUUUUUUUUCCUGUUUUGAAAGCUGGUUUCCCAACUGCUUCCAAACACACGUUAAGAAAGCAAAACAUCCAGCAGCCCUCGACCUCAGAGGCUGGAGCCGGGCGAGCCGGCAGAAGCCAGGAGCGGCUCCGGGCGCCCGCGUUGCCGGCGACGAUGCCUCCUUUCUUGGACUGGGGCGCGUGGACUCUCUGGUGACUGCAUAUGUGUCCCCCACCCUCCGUCGCGCCCGCGUCUGGUGGCUGAUCUCCUUUGCUGACGACCCUCGACUCCCUUUCCCUUCUCCUUGCCCCUCAUCAUCCUCCUCCUCCUCCUCCUCCUCCUCCUCUUCCUCUCCUCCUCCUCCUUCUCUGCUCCUUUUGUGAAUCGUGUGACUGCGGGAUGAGCUGUUAAAGGCCGCGCCAGGAUUCCUCACUGCUCGGGCCUCUGCAAGGACUCCAGCCGCGCAGGGAGGCAGUCGGAUGAACAUCUCCAUGAGAGAGCCUGUGAUCCCUGGGAGAAGCAUGGCUUACCACCCGUUCCUACCUCACCGGGCCCCGGACUUCGCCAUGAGCGCCGUCCUGGGCCACCAGCCGCCGUUUUUCCCGGCUCUGGCUUUACCUCCCAACGGAGCGGCUGCCCUCUCGUUGCCCGGAGCUCUGGCCAAGCCUAUUAUGGAUCAGUUAGUUGGGGCCGCGGACUCCGGCAUCCCCUUCUCCUCGCUGGGACAUCAGGCUGCCGCGCACCUGAGGCCUUUGAAAACCCUGGAGCCGGAGGAGGAGGUGGAGGACGACCCCAAAGUCCACCUAGAAGCCAAGGAGCUGUGGGAGCAGUUCCACAAACGGGGCACGGAAAUGGUGAUCACCAAAUCAGGAAGGAGAAUGUUCCCACCCUUUAAAGUGAGGUGCACAGGUCUGGAUAAAAAGGCCAAGUACAUUUUGUUGAUGGACAUUGUGGCGGCUGAUGAUUGUAGAUAUAAAUUCCAUAAUUCCCGGUGGAUGGUGGCCGGAAAAGCUGACCCUGAAAUGCCAAAGAGAAUGUAUAUCCACCCGGAUAGCCCUGCAACAGGAGAGCAGUGGAUGUCCAAAGUUGUCACUUUCCACAAACUUAAACUGACUAAUAAUAUUUCGGACAAACACGGAUUUACCAUCUUGAACUCCAUGCACAAGUACCAGCCGCGAUUCCACAUUGUCCGGGCCAACGACAUCCUGAAACUGCCUUAUAGCACCUUCCGAACCUAUGUGUUUCCCGAGACCGAAUUCAUCGCCGUGACUGCAUACCAGAACGAUAAGAUAACCCAAUUAAAAAUUGACAACAACCCUUUUGCCAAAGGCUUUCGAGACACAGGAAAUGGAAGACGGGAGAAACGGAAACAACUGACUCUCCAGUCCAUGAGAGUUUAUGAUGAGAGGCAGAAAAAGGAAAAUGGAACCUCAGAUGAGUCCUCAAGUGAACAGACAGCUUUCAAAUGCUUCGCUCAGUCAACCUCCCCUGCCGUUUCUGCUGUGGGCACCUCUAAUCUUAAAGAUUUGUGCCUCACGGAUGGAGAGAGCGAUUCGGAAAGCAAAGAGGACCCCUCGGAGGCCAGCGACUCCGGGAAAAUCUCCACCACCACCGCCACCACCCCUCUGGCCGCCCACAGCAGCUCCUCAGCCGCUGGAGGAGGAGGAGGAGGAGGAGACCCGCGGGAGAAGAACCCCUCCUCUUCCUCCAAGGCGGCUCUCUUCCCCCCGGACUCGGCAGGCAGCCGCGAGGGCACCUCCAAGGCCGCCCCGGACUCCCGGCACAGCCCGGCCACCAUUUCCUCCAGCACCCGCAGCAGCUCGGGAGGCGAGGAGGUCAAAAGCCUCCCGCCGCGGGAGGACUGCAGGGGUCUGCCCAAGGAGCCCUUCGCCCCUCUGACGGUCCAGACGGACAGCCCCGCCUCCGCCGGCGGCCACCUGGGCCCCGGCCACUUGCCCAACCUGGCUUUCCCGCCCGGCCUGGCCGGCCAGCAGUUCUUCAGCCCCUUGGGGAACGGGCACCCCUUGCUGCUGCACCCCAGCCAGUUCGCCAUGGGAGGCGCCUUCUCCAGCAUGGCCGGGAUGGGCCCUCUGCUGGCCACCGUCUCCGGGGCCUCGACAGGAGUGACCGGGCUGGACAGCACCGUGAUGGCCGCGGCGGCGCAGGGACUCUCCGGGGCGGCGGCGGCGGCGGCUCUGCCUUUCCAUCUGCAGCAGCACGUCCUGGCCUCACAGGGCUUGGCCAUGUCUCACUUCGGAGGCCUCUUUCCCUACCCGUAUACCUACAUGGCUGCCGCAGCUGCAGCCUCCACGGCGGCGGCCAGCAGCUCCAUGCACCGGCACCCUUUCCUGAGCGCCGUGCGCCCUCGCCUGCGCUACAGCCCCUACUCCAUCCCGGUGCCCUUACCGGACAGCAGCAGCCUGCUCACCACCGCCUUGCCCUCCAUGGUCAGCGGGGCGGCAGCGGAGGGCAAGACCUCCAGCCCGGCCUCGGGGGCAGCCCUGGACUCCAGCUCGGACCUCAACAGCCGCUCCUCCACGCUCUCCUCCAGCUCCGUCUCCCUGUCCCCCAAGCUCUGCUCGGACAAGGAGGCCACCAGUGAACUGCAGAACAUCCAGCGCUUGGUCAGCGGGCUGGAAUCCAAGCAGGACAGAGCCAGGAGUGGGUCGCCCUAGCCAGGUCCCCCCCACUUCCCCCCUCUGGGGCGGGGACCCCCGGGACUUUCCUCAUUUCUGACCACUGGCUCGAACUCCGCACUGUCUCCCCCCUCCCUCUGAAGGGGGCUUCUCUCCGGCAAAGGUUGUAGGGGGUGGGUUGGGGUGGGAAGAGAAGACAAGGAGGGGGGAGAGAACUGGACAGAGGCGUUGCUGUCAGAAGCUGCUAUUAACCAGACUGUGGUGUCCACUGGAGGGGGUGAGGUGGGGGUGGCCAGCCGGGAGAGGCCAGGAGGUCUCCUAAGCUGUGCACACAAGGGCGCCCCCCCCAAAAGGAGGAGACACAGAGAAGUGAUGAUCUGUCUACCUUCAUAGAGAAUUGACUUUGCAUAUCAGUUGGAAGGAAAGAAAGGAAGGAAGGAAGGAAGGAAGGAAGGAAGGAAGGAAGGAAGGAAGGAAGAAAGAAAGAAAGAAAGAAAGAAAGAAAGAAAGAAAGAAAGAAAGAAAGAAAGAAAGAAAGAAAGAAAAAGAAUCCUUAAUAGAAAAAUGAUUUUGCAUAUCAGUUGGAAAGAAAGAAAGAAAGAAAGAAAGAAAGAAAGAAAGAAAGAAAGAAAGAAAGAAAGAAAGAAAGAAAGAAAGAUUGAUUCUGACCAUGGCCCUUGUCAGUCUGUGUGAAUGUGCCCUUUUCAUAUUCCUGUGAUGUGUCUAUCAACUGCCAUAGACUGUUUUUGCAUGUACCUCUAGUCAGUCUACUUCUGUUGGAUUUAUUUUACAAAUGCUUGCUUAAAAUCCCAGGGAAGUUGUUUUUAAAUCUCCGUUUGGCCCACCACCACCACCACCACCACCACCACCACUUCUGCCCCCCCACCCGCAACCUUUUAAACUAUUAUUGGAAUGGGGGUGGUGGUGGUGGUGGUUUUCUUUUUGUUUUGUUGUGUUCUGUUUUAUCAGGGCCAUAGUGCCCUUAAAGGGCUGACAACUUUGGCCUCCCUUUCACUGCAUAUGCAAUACCAAGGUUUAAACAUAAGGAGGAGGAGGAUAAAAAGUGGACACUAUGGACAAAGUAUUUAUGUAAUUAAUGGAUAACUUGUAAAUACAUGGCAUAUGAAUACUCAAAAUUAAAUUUUAAUUUAUUGAUAUUGUACAUAUGUCUGUAAAUAAGGACUGUCUUCUUUCUGGUUUUCCAGUCAUUUUCAUUUCAAAAGAAGAAUCCCCUGGAAAGAAUUUAAGCUUGCAAAGCAAACAAAAACCAUCAGGGAAAACAAAACAAAAAAAUAGUGUUUACACCUGUAAUAUUUUAUUUUGGUUCACCAUGUCGUCAUGACAAAAAGUCAUUUUUAUUUUAUUUUAUUUUAUUUGGGAGGGGGGAAGCAUGCAAACAGACAAAAAAUAAUGAUAAAAGGAUACAAGGAUUGUACAAUAGUGUCAUUGUUGAUCUUUCCCUUAUUCUAAAGUGGUAGCACCAUCAGUAGAAAUGGUUAAAUAAAUAUGUGAAUUAAACACCA